Molecule: messenger RNA, 2508 nt
Organism: Oryzias melastigma (Indian medaka)
Lineage: Eukaryota; Metazoa; Chordata; Actinopteri; Beloniformes; Adrianichthyidae
Gene: kcnj19a
Product: potassium inwardly rectifying channel subfamily J member 19a
Exons: 3
Coding region: 655-2202 (515 amino acids)
Biological process (GO): potassium ion import across plasma membrane; regulation of monoatomic ion transmembrane transport
Cellular component (GO): plasma membrane
Molecular function (GO): G-protein activated inward rectifier potassium channel activity
Source: RefSeq, a predicted model, not a curated record
CAACGAUGCAGAAAAUGAAGCUUUAGGUAAAAGUUAAAUAGAUGUUGAAUGCUUGUAUAGUUCAACUAAAGAUCAGAUUUUCCAGUAGGUGGAGCUGCUCUAAAGAUUUUCUGAGAUGAUGCAGGAGGAUCAGCCUCAAAGUGACAAAAGAUUAAUUUUGAUUCAAAAAAGAAUUUGAGAAUAAAUAAAUUAACUUUGAUUGUUUCUUCAUUAAACUAAUUCUGAGUCGAUACAGGCUCAUCUCUCCCUCUCUCUUCGUCUGUUCUUGUGUAACUCUCUCCUCCUCCCUAUCUCUCCUCACACUUCCCUCUCCAUGCUUAACCGCCCGGCAGAAGCGGUGAGUGAGUGGUCCGCGCGCUCCUCCUGCGCUCUUUUACGCUCCACUGGAGAGCUCCGCGCCAGUCAGACAGAGUUGGCUCAGCGGAGCGCACAGCUCCAGUCAGAGAUCCUCUGCUGUCUGGAGGGAUAUCCGAGCAAAAGAGACAACAACUGCACAAGGACGCAACAAUUGCUUGUAACUGAGGCUGAGCGCGCGCGGAAGUGACCAUGGCGCAUUUUACGCACUGCAGGUAACCGGCGUUUGGGAGUCUAAAACAACCAAAAACAUGGAUUAAACUGUCAGGUUCUUCUCCGAUCUACCAGAGAAGAGUUGACAUGGCAGCCCUUCGCAGAAAAUUUGGAGAGGAUUACCAGGUGGUCAACACAAACCGGGCGUCCACUUUUUCCGCUCCGGUCAAGAAGAAACGGCAGCGCUUCGUGGACAAGAACGGCCGCUGUAACGUCCAGCACGGGAACCUGGGAGGGGAGACCAGCAGGUACCUCUCUGACCUCUUCACCACUCUGGUGGACCUCAAGUGGCGCUGGAACCUCCUCAUCUUCAUCCUCACCUACACCAUCGCGUGGCUGGUCAUGGCGUCCAUGUGGUGGAUCAUCGCGUACAUUCGUGGAGACUUAAAUCACGGCCACGACUCGUCCUACACCCCCUGCGUGGCCAAUGUUUACAACUUCCCCUCAGCUUUCCUUUUCUUCAUCGAGACUGAGGCCACCAUCGGCUACGGCUACAGGUACAUCACGGAGAAGUGUCCGGAGGGCAUCAUCCUCUUCCUCUUCCAGUCGCUGCUGGGCUCCAUCGUGGACGCCUUCCUCAUCGGCUGCAUGUUCAUCAAAAUGUCCCAGCCCAAGAAGCGCGCGGAGACGCUCAUGUUCAGUCAGGACGCGGUGAUUUCCCAGAGAGACGGGAAGCUGUGCCUGAUGUUCCGCGUGGGCAACCUGCGCAACAGCCACAUGGUGUCUGCGCAGAUCAGGUGCAAACUCAUCAAGUCCCGCCAGACUCCUGAGGGCGAGUUCCUACCUCUGGACCAGUGCGAGCUGGACGUUGGCUUCGGGACGGGUGCAGAUCAGCUCUUCCUUGUGUCCCCCCUCACUAUUUGUCACGAAAUUAAUCCCAAGAGUCCUUUCUUCGAUCUGUCGCAGCGCUCUCUCAUGAACGAGCAGUUUGAGAUCGUGGUGAUCCUUGAGGGCAUCGUGGAGACCACAGGCAUGACAUGCCAGGCACGGACGUCAUACACCGAAGACGAGGUUUUAUGGGGCCAUCGCUUCCUGCCGGUGAUGUCCCUGGAGGAGGGCUUCUUCAGGGUCGAUUACUCUCAGUUCCACAGCACAUUUGAGGUGCCGACACCUCCUUACAGUGUCAAAGAGCACGAGGAGAAGAAUUCAUUGCCCUCGCCGCUUUCCACUCCCACCCCGGCCCUGGCUGAGCACCACGGCGGUCGGCGAGACCGAGUGUUUUCUGUGGAUUGUAUAAACAGUUCAGAGGAGGGGAGCCGGCAGGGAGGGGGCGGGGGCCGGCUGCCGAGCAAGCUGCAGAGGAUGAGCUCAUCCGGGAAGGAGGACCUGCAGAGGAAGGUGCUUUUGCUCAGCUCCCAGCACUCGGAGAAGGCCUGCAGCACCGGAGACCUUCCCCUGAAGCUGCAGCGCCUCAGCUCCUCGCCGAGCCCUGUGACGCAGAACCGCCUGCAGCUGAAAUCCCUCAAAGUGGGAUUUGAACCAAUGACACAGUCAACGGGAGAUCUAUACCAGCGCAGCCCCACGACCGGGCUGCCGUCCACCCCGAUCCCCAUGCACAGCCCUCUACUCUCGGCCGGCGGGAGGCCGGAGGACAACCUGCCAGCAAAACUACGGAAGAUGAACGCAGAUCGCUGAAGAGCGACCACCGACACAGCAGGAACACUCAGACUAACCUUUUGAAGGAGAGAAAAGAUGGGCUAAUAACAAUUAUUUGAUUAUUUUUUUCUUAAAAUGCAAAUGUUUACUGAAAUUACUGUGAUUUUGUGUUUCACAUCAGAAGCAUUCAUGCAACAAAAAAAAACAUUUAUUGAGGAGUUCUGCAGAGGUUGUGCAUGUAUACACAGAAUCUAUUGUUUAACAUAUGCACCACUACUUUAUAGUCUCUUAGUUUUAUCAAAUAUAACUUAUAUUAAGAGCAUAAUAAAAACGGUUCAAUCUUUG